UGUACCCCAAGCUAGGACUUGUAAUCCCCACUUCUUUCUUCACAGCCCGGGACAAGACUUCCGUUUCUUCGUUUGUUACUAAUAGUUUUUUUCCUCACGUGACGCGCGGGGCCGCCCCCCAGCCUGGGGCGGAGGUUACUGGGAAGCUCCCGCCUUCCGACCCUUGCGGCCCCGCAGUUGCCGGGGAUCUUUUGCCCUCAACAGGGCUCGUGCUCGCUUUAGGUGCUCGCCCCAAAUGUUUCCGGCGGAGAGGACUUUUUCUGGGUUUUAACAGGUUCCUAGUGAAGAGGCGACCUUAGGGCGUUGCCACCUGUGGAGUCAAUUUAAAACUUCAUCUGGAUUUUAAGACCCACCGGAAUUUAGACUCUUCUUCCUCAGACCACACAACUGUCUACCCCUCUUGCUGUGUUAUAACUUUCCUUCAGCAUCACACAGACAGGGUCUCGUUCAGUCACUCAGGCUGGAGUGCAGUGGUGUGAUUUCGGCUCUCACUACCACCUCCACCUCCUGGGUUCAAGCGAUUCUGCUGCCUCAGCCUCCCAAGUAACUGGGACUACAGGUGAGGCUGCUGUUGGUCAGAAAGGAACUUUUGUACAAUUUGCCUUCAGACACAGUGUAUCUGCAUGUUGUAGAGUUUCAUUAUUAAGAAAAUAAAAUGUCACUUAUAUGGAUAAAUGUGUGAAAGAAAUUAUCUGCCAUCCUUCCCAGAAUGGAGAAUUUGUGUCUGAGAAUGAUAGAAAUAUUAUUGAAAUAGUAGAUUGACAACAAAUCAUGGAAAAUCUUGAAUGCAAGAUGGUUUUACUCAGCGUUUGGUGUGGUGGAUCUUACAUAAACUUUUAGAACUUGUAUUAGAGUGUUCAAGUCUUCUGAGACUCCAGAGUCACCUAAGGUACUUCUGUUCUUUACAAAUGGACAUAUAUACUGCCGAAUGGAAGGACCAUGGCAUCUCUUAGUAUUGCCAGUUUUUAAGUAGACCAGUGAGAAUAAAGAAUAUUCUUGAUAGUAUAGUGAAACCAAGGAAGUAUAAAGAAAUGAUUUGAAAUCUGGAUGGAGCCUUCCACAGUUUCAAACAUACAUAAAAAGCCUGCAUUUUCAGGGAAAAAAGGAAAAGAUUGUGGUGGUGCCAUGCAGCAAGAAGCAGAGAGAUGCAGAGUUCGAGCCAGAAGGCCUGACAUGGCACUUUAUGUACCAAAAGCUCGAAGGGGUGCAGUACUCCUUAAGACAGGUGAUGAAGAAGAAAGCUGUGGUUCACCUAACUCUGUGGUGAAAGAAAAGCAAAAAGAAAGUUCUCUCUCUCGAAAAGAAGUCUUUAGAGACAAACCAGAGGCUCCAAGACUAAGUAUCAGUCCUGACAGAAAGGAUCAUAACUGUAGAGAAGGAAAGAAAUCUUCAGCAAAAUUAAGAAAGGAUACAUGCCUUCAAAAAACAAAUAGCAUUUGUUCUAAGAGAGGAACCACUGAAUCCAAAGAAGCAUUAUCCCAAGGACAUCAGCAGGGAGCCCCACAUGCUGGGGUUAUACCUAAUACAUCUUUACAGAGACAUUUUAAACCAAAGAAGGGGGAGUGUUUGGAAGUUGAAACUACAGAUGUGACAGGGCAUGGGAGUAUACUUCCAUCACGGGCCUGUUCAGAAAUCAGUGAGGCUCAGUUUCCAAGCAAACCAUUCCGAAAUGUAGAAUUCUGUGACUUUGUUAGGCAUGAACCUGAUGGGGAAACAUUUGAAGACAAAGAUUUGGAAAGCAGAAUUGAAACCGAUGCCAAGGUGUUGGAGAUACUGUCUGAGUUUCCUAGAGUUUUUAGUUCUGUAAUGAAACCUGAGAAUAUGAUUGCACCAACUAAACUAAGCGCUGAUUCUGGAAUUGUACAACAAGGCAUGCAAACAUCAGAUGGAAUAUUGAAGCCCAACAGUGGAGGCAUCACCACUACUUCUGUUCCUGGAAGUCCAGAUGGUGUCUUUGAUCAAACUUGCAUAGAUUUUGAAUCUGAGAAUGUAGGUGGUAUAGCCAGUAGUACAGGUUUCAUCUUAGAUCAGAAAGAUACAGAUUCCAUUUCUGAAACUAUGGGUCACAUCUCUCAUAAAAUGAUUACAGUCAGCAAAUUAGAGAGCACAAAUGACACUGUUAGUCCAGUAAUGAUUAGAGAAUGUGAGAAGAAUGACAGCACUGCUGAUGAGUUACAUGUGAAGCACAAACCUCCUGACACAGUUGUCCUUGCUCAUGAAACACCUAGAGACAAUGGAUUUAAGAAUAUAGCUGACAUUACCAAUAAAGCAUGUAUGAUGGACACUAGAGGUAUGUCCUGUAGUGAUCGUGUAACUGUUGACAUCCCUUAUGUAGUUGCAGUUAGAAUAGCUGAUGAGACCUCUAAUAAUAAACAUAAUUUCUCAAAGUUUAUAGGAAUGAGUGCAGAUGCAACCCCUCUUCCUGUAGCUAGAAGUGGGAAUGAUACUGAAAAUUUCAGCAACCUGACUGCUUGCUCAGAUAUUUAUGCUGAGAGUAUUUCAUCGCGUUUUACAGAGUCACCAGGAAAGUUGAUAGAGAGCUUGUCAGAUUGUGAUUCCUCCUUACCUAUAAAAAAGAUUGCUGGUAGUAAUUGUAAGACUUUUUUGGACUCUGAACUCACUAUGUUAAAUGGGACAAAAGUACUUUCCGACAGUGCCAUGGGCAGUGAUCUGGGUAGUACUGGUGAUACAACAGAAGCAUUGCAUGAAGUAAGAAGUGCUGAAGAGUUCAAAACAAAAGAGCAAGAUGACUCAGAGGAUAUAGAAUUUGGAAUGUCUCCUCCUAAUAGGGAAUCAUUAUCUAUGGAAACAUCCAUCGAACCAAAAGCAACGGAAACUUCUCACACAGAGGGAAGUACUGCCACUGAGGAGAGCUGGGAGUCUAUGUUUAAUGAUGAUGGUGACUGCCUGGAUCCACGUCUUCUACAAGAGUUAUCAGGGAAUACGAAGAGCAGAGAAAGCAUCCAGGAACCUAGAUUUGAUUACUACAACCAUGAAGUUCCUGAUAUUGACCUCAGUGAUUGUGAAUUCCCACAUGUCAUUGAAAUAUAUGACUUUCCCCAAGAAUUUCGUACUGAAGACCUUCUCCGGAUUUUCUGUAGUUAUCAAAAGAAAGGAUUUGAUAUUAAAUGGGUGGAUGAUACACAUGCCCUAGGAGUAUUCUCCAGUCCAAUUACAGCUCGUGAUGCACUGGGUAUUAAACACACCAUGGUGAAGAUUCGUCCCUUGUCACAGGCCACAAGAGCAGCCAAGGCCAAAGCUAGAGCUUAUGCUGAGUUCCUCCAACCAGCAAAGGAGCGUCCUGAGACUUCAGCAGCCCUAGCCAGAAGGUUAGUCAUCAGUGCCCUUGGGGUUCGAAGUAAGCAGAGCAAAACCGAACGAGAAGCAGAGCUCAAGAAACUGCAAGAAGCCAGAGAUAUUUUCAGAUGUCAGGAUAGUAGACAGUGUGCUGGUGAAGAAUUAAGGAUCUGGGUUCCAAAUUCAGUUCUUUCACUGGCUGUGUAACCUUAGGCAAGUCACUUAAGCUUUCCAAGCUUCCGUUUCCUCAUCUUUAAAAUGAAGAAAUUAUUUCCAACCCUGACCUACAUUUCACUAUUCCAUUCAUGUUCUUGUAUUUCUAAAUUUACACCUCACGUUUCUUUGUGCUUCUCAAUUUGUCUUCCGACUCUUACUAGUUUUUUUUCAUAUGACUUAACAUUAGAAUCUAUUUACUUUUUUAGAAAGUGCUGGGAAAUGUUUCAGGCUGGGCACAGUAGCUCACGCCUGUCAUCCCAGCACUUUGGGAGGCCGAGGUGAGCAGAUCACCUGAGGUCAGGAGUUCAAGACCAGCCUGGCUAGCAUGGUGAAACUCUGUCUCUACUACAAGUACAAAAAAAUUAGCCAGACAUGGUGGUAUGUGCCUGUUACUCAAGAGCUACUUGGGAGGCUGAGGCAUGGGAAUUGCUUGAACUCAGGAGGUGGAGGUUGCGGUAAGUUAAGAUCACACCACUGCACUCUAGCCUGGGUGACAGAGAGAGACUCCCAUCUGCAAAACAAAAAAGGUUCAGAAUUGAACUUUCCAGAUUUUAGAAAGGUAAUAUGGUAUCUGUGUUUCAUAACACCAAAAUCAAACACAUUAAUAUUUCUGCAGCAGAGUGUAUGACUGUUCACUUUAAAUGGGAUGUGUAAAGACUAUAAGUGGCUUCAUAUCCUUUCAGGUUAGAUUUGCCUCUAUCAAUGAGUUUUGGCCCCAAGCUUUAAAGAAAGCAAUAACUUUGUUUUCAGAAUUGUUUUGAUUUUAGAAUUGUGUGUUAUUGGGCCAGUCAUAUUUUUCUACUGCUCUUGGAUGUCUUUUUAUAUUACUUUUAUGAUUUAAGUUUCACACCUUAUUGAAAAAUUGGAGUUCUAAUAAUUUACUGGUUUCUUCAUUUUUCCUUGGAACGUAGAACCAGAUUUUGAUUGAUUUCAUGCAUUGCCUUUGGAUCCCCUCGUAACUUCUCCAUGUUUGUAAGAAUCAAGACCAUUUCUGUCUUCCUAAGAAAUUCUAAAAUCCUUUUGACAAGCCACUUAUCCCUGUCUCUGAGAGAACCCCAGCGCAGUUCAAGCCUGCCUUAGUUCCAGGGCACUCUACCAGCCUUCAGUUUGCAAUUUGCAGACCACUGUUUUUUGCCUCUUUGUAACUUUGCUGCUAUAUUCAGAUAAUGCCACAAGAUGGUGCCCAAAUAGCAGUGAAUUUCUUUUUCUCACAUUUCCAAGUGCCAGUCAGCUUCAUAACCAACUUCUUUGUCCUUAAAGUACAGUCAAAUAUAGUAUAGGAAUGUUGUGGAUUUUACUGAUUAGGAAAGAUAGAAUAGCAAGUGUUUAUUCUGAAAUUCAUCUCAAUUUCUGUAAUCUUGGUUCAUGACUUGCUCAAUCUUACACAGACAUUAUAAAUUUGGAACAAUAACCCCUGGAAGGAAGCAUUUAGGCUUACCCUCUAUGAUGUAGGCUUAUCACCAUUUUAUGGUGUCAAGAUAAAUGACUAGCCAUGAAAUUGGAACUGUUAUUGUGUCACCUAAAGGAGUGCUUGUGUCACCACACUACUGUAUGGUCUGUAUUUUCUCAGACUGUGGUAAAAGUGCUAAAUGGAGAACUAAGCUUCUAUAUUAAAAAUUGAAGAUGGAUUAUCCAGAUUUGUAUAUUUUUUGUUUUUAGAAAUAGUUUUAGUUUUCCCUAUUGGAAUUGUAUAUUCCAGAAGAUUUCUGGCUCCUGGAAGUGCUCGAAAAUAUUGAAAUUUGGUUUGCCUCUGAAAUAUUUUUUCAAUAAAGUUGUAGAAUUUUUUUCAAUAAAGUUGAUAUGAGUAAAGCCCAGGGGCUACCACUUCCAUUUAAGCAACAAAAUAGUCAAUAACAUGUUCUUGAUACCUAUUGAAAUAUUUAUAAUGAUCAGUAAGCUGGGAAUAAUGGGCAAUCGUGUUGAAGCACUAAACAUAGUUGAAAAGUAGAAUUUAAAUAUGUAUUAGCAAGACUAGAAUCUGAAUCCUACUGGAUUCUGACUUAUUCCAUAUACUUUUAAUUUCUGUUAGCCUCAGAUUUUUUUAUUAUAUAGUUAUAAAUGUAAUGACUUAUAGUAGUUAUCAUUUUCACUUACAAAGCACUUGGGAAGUGAAAGGAAUUAACUCUUGGAAUCAGCUAAGGGAGACCAGGAUAUCCACUUGUCUCAUGACUAAAGUUUGCCUUGUAAUUUGGAUUAAGAGAAAGUAACUGAUUAUAUGAAGUGGACAACCAUGU
This is a messenger RNA of Callithrix jacchus (white-tufted-ear marmoset), 5747 nucleotides long. Lineage: Eukaryota; Metazoa; Chordata; Mammalia; Primates; Cebidae. The record is from RefSeq and is a predicted model, not a curated record.